Messenger RNA from Ustilago hordei, 891 nucleotides. Its product is annotated as phosducin-like protein. Lineage: Eukaryota; Fungi; Basidiomycota; Ustilaginomycetes; Ustilaginales; Ustilaginaceae. The record is from RefSeq and is a predicted model, not a curated record. Gene Ontology annotation, cellular component: cytoplasm. Gene Ontology annotation, biological process: protein folding. Bases 1 to 891 code for a protein of 296 amino acids. The transcript has a single exon.
AUGCAAGCCGAAGUCGACCCAACCCAAGACACUGAGUUCCACGACGCCCUUCGAGCGCACGGAAUCAUCCCUCCAAAACCACCUUCCCGCUCACCCUCGCCCGAACUCCCCACCGCCAACGAACUCCGCACAUCCUUCCUCAAACAAGCCGCUGUCGAAGACCUCGAUGUCGAAUUAGAAGGCAAAAUCGAUGAUGAGGAAGAGAAACUCCUAGAGAAAAUCCGACGUCAACGAAUGUCCCAGCUCCGAACUGAAACCAAGAAAGCUCGUUUCGGUCGAGUCUACCCUAUCUCCAGACCAGAUUAUACACGAGAAGUUACCGAAGCAAGCAAGAUCGAUCCCGACGCCAACCCCGACUCUCAACCGCAAAUCGAGCAAGAGGAGCGCAACAGCAAUGGGACCUCAGCGACAGAUAAGCAAAGGCACGGAGGCACCGGCGUAGUGUGUUUCCUCUACAAAGAUGGGAUUGAUACAUGCCGCUUACUCGCCGGCUACCUCGAUACUUUGGCUGCCAAAUACCCAGCGACGAAGUUUGUCAGUAUUGUUGGUGAUCAAUGCAUUCCAAAUUACCCAGAUCGUAAUUUGCCGACGUUGCUGAUUUAUAGGAACGGAGAGUUGCAUAGGCAAAUCGUGGGGUUGAGGCCAGAGAUUGGACUCGAUGGAAUGAAGACCAAGUGUGAGGAUAUCGAGUUGUUGUUGACUGCGGUGGGGGCCAUUGAGCGGUCCAAGGUCCCGGGCGCUCCGACGCAUGCGGGUACUCAGAGAUCGGAUACGAUUGAGGAAGCUGACGAGGAGGAAGAAGAGGAGGAGGAGAAUGGGGGGAAGAGACAGAGGAGUAUCAGACAAAAGACCCAGGAGGAAUUGGAUGAUGAAUUGGAUUGGGAUUUGUAA